This is a messenger RNA of Onthophagus taurus, 1813 nucleotides long. RefSeq names its product Homocysteine-induced endoplasmic reticulum protein (gene Herp). Gene Ontology annotation, molecular function: protein binding. The record is from RefSeq and is a predicted model, not a curated record. NCBI's taxonomy places the organism in Eukaryota, Metazoa, Arthropoda, Insecta, Coleoptera, Scarabaeidae. Gene Ontology annotation, biological process: endoplasmic reticulum unfolded protein response.
GGAGUCACGUGAUUCGGUCAGGCCGAGCAAAAGGACCAAUCGCGUACAGACAAAUACUAAACUCCGUAAAUUGUGACAGUGCGUACUAUAGAUAAAUAGAAUAGAAUAAUUGCGUUGGAAGUGACAGUAUUGUUGGGUCAACAGCUACGUUCGCGAUUACCUACUAACAAUAAUAAUAAACAACGAUAACCGGAAGUUUAACGAUUUUUUUUUAUUUGGUUGGCGAGUUCUUGAAGACGAACGAGAGGUUUUGUUGUUAUACGUUUCCCAAAGUGGAGCUGACGAACGAGGAGGAGCUGGAGAACAUGGACUCGCUUCCUGUCACGCUCAUAGUGAAAGCACCAAAUCAACAAAUAGAGGAUCAAACGGUCAAAUGCGAACUAUCCUGGACAAUUAACAAAUUGAAACAACAUUUAUCUGAGGUUUACCCAAGUAAACCGCCAUCACACGAACAAAAAUUAAUCUAUUCUGGACAACUUCUAAACGAUACAGUAGUAUUGGGCGAUAUUUUACGUCAAUACGACGGCCAAGACACCCAUACAGUUCACUUGGUGUGUACACCAAAUUUAAGUACAACCACCGUCACAGCGAAUACCAGUAACGUGCCGCCUCAACUUAGACAGAGACAAUCAACAACAUCAUCGGGGCCUUCGUCAAGUAUGCCCAACAUAACCAUCCCAGCGAACGUAACCGCAACUAGCGUUAACGCCAAUCCAAAUGUACCGCAUGAUAUGUGUGCACAAUACAUCCUUAUGCAACAAGCUUAUUUACAAUACAUGAGUCACUAUAUGAAUCUAUAUGCAAGUGCUGCGAAUCAAAAUGUUGAUGCAGCAAAUUUGGCACCACAAGCACAACCAGUAAUAAAUCAACAACCUGUAAACGGCGAUUUGGCAAACGCGAAUAAUGUGGUACAGCCUCAACAAAACGCAUUGGCAGCUCAAAACGCGGCUCCUGCAAACGGAGAACCUGAGGAAGAAAGAGAACUUCUUGAUGUGAUCUACACUGUACUGAGAAUAAUUUUAUUCUCAGCGAUUUUAUUUUAUUAUUCAACACCGCUUCGGUAUUUAUUCGUUUUAUUCCUUGUCGUCUGCCUUUAUAUUUACCGGAUGGGCUUUUUCCGAAUAGUUAACGUUAACAAUAACAACAUAGUACAAGGUGAACCAGCCGUAGAAGAGGCUCCAACGCGGUUAAUGGUGGCCUGGACGUUUUUUACGACGUUUUUUGCUUCAUUAAUACCAGAAAUCCCUAACGUCGUCUAGCUUUUAUUAACUUCUAAAACCUACAGUUGAGUAUUGGGUUUGGCAAUCAGAGAGACGUAUUGAAAGACAAUAUUCAAUUUAUUAUCAAUAAUUAUGGAAUUAAAUUUAUUAUUUUUACCACCAUAUUUAGUGUUGGCUGUUAUUAUUAAUAUUAUUAUUGUUGUUUUUACUUAUUUUUGUUGUACCCCCAAUUUUCUAGUGUAUUUAUACGUUGUAUUUAUAGGCUAACUGUGGAAAUCUUCUCACAAUUGAAACUUGUACGUUUCCAUUAUUACUGAAUAUUGAAUUUUAAAUUCCUCUUGCCUCUAGUUAUUUUUCACGUUUUUAUUCGGAUUUUGCUCUGGGCUAAUUCCAGAAUAAAAUCAAUUUCGAGGUAUUUGAAAAAGUAAACACUUUUCAACAUGUGAAUACUUAACUGCUGUAUCAGCUGUAUAUUUGUAUAGCAUUAAUAAAUUUAAUAUUAUUACUGAUUAUAUUGUGAAAAAAGUUUCAGUAUGUACAUAAAAAACUCAUAGCUUUAGAUUUGUGAUUUAAAUAUAAGUGUCUUACUAGUA